AGUAUCUCAUAAUAAUACUAUAUGACCAUUUUUGGAGGUCAUCAGCUCAAAAUAGAACGCGAUUGAUUGGUAACAUAUUUGAUUACGAAGUAGUUAAUUGUGACAUGUAUCGCAUUAUGUUUCUUAUGAUUGUUGAACUAAUUUAAUUUUUUUGUUACAAUUUUCUUUUUUAAAAUAUUGAUUUUAAUCUUAUAAAAAAAAACCUCUCCUAAUAGCCUCUCUACACUUGUCAAACGGUUUGUUCGGAUUUGGUCGAGCUCAAGCCAGGUUAAUUCGAGUUUUGGGUCAACAAAUAAUCGAAUUGUAAUUGGAUAUCUUGUCUUCGAUGAAAAUCAUUUUAAUUUAAUAAAAUACCCGAGCUAUUUUACUUUUUUAAACAAAAAAGUUCAAAACGAUCGUGUUGAGUCGGGUUAAUCCGGAUAGCAUGGAUCAUCAAUUACUAGAUUUAUACUUCCUCCGUUAACCAUUAUCUGCAACUUUGGGGUGAGGAACGGACUCCAAUGCAAAACUUCUUAAUGGUGUUUAACACAAAGUAAGGGUAUGUCAUUAAUAGUUAAUCAAAAAAAAAAAAAUUGAAAGAACAAUCUAGCACCUCAGCCACCGAAACCCACCGACAGAACCACCACCUCCACGAACACACACCUUUUCCCAGAUGGACGACCACCCUCCAAACCCACUGACGGAACCACCAAAACCCACCUACGAAAACCCACCCACGAAAACCACCCACCGAGAACGACCUGCGAAAACCCACCUACGAAAACCCACCUACGAAAACCACCUGCGAAAACCACCCACCUACGAAAACCACCCACGAAGAACGACCACCCACCAAAAACGACCAACCCACCUGAAACGAAACCCACAACUCGAACCUAGAAUUACGAUCCACCCCAAUUCGAACCCAAAACCACCAAAGAAACCGCCACACCCACCGAAUACCAGAUCUUCUUCGUCACCUUCUUCUUGGUGAUACCAGAUCUGAUUGACUUUGAAGGAGGAGGGAGAAAGGAAAUGGGAAAGAUGAAUUGGGUGAAAAAUUAGGGUAUGAAUGUGGAGAAAUUGGAUGAUUUUGAACUAGUUUGGUUGAUUUUAAUGAGUUAUUGGGGGAGAUGAAUUAAAUUUAAUAUGAGUAGUUAGAUUAAUUAGGUUAGAUUAGUAAUUGAUUAAUUAUGUUUUUAAGAAUGUAAUUGAUCUUAUAAAGUUUUAAGUAAGGGUAUUUUUGUAAUUUUGUUAAUUUUUUUUACUAAAUAUGGAAAGGUUUGGAAAUGUUGCACAUAAUUUUUAGCGUCCAUUUUUAGUAAAAGUUGAUAAUGGUUAACGGAGGUAGUAAAAAAAAUUCAUCUCAUUAAUCAAAUUACUACGUAUAAAAAGUAAUAAAUCCCAAAAACUCUGCGUUGCACAUUCAUUUUUCUCCCCAACAACAGAAAUACUUCAUAAAUCAUAACUGGAAGUUUCUUCAAGAAACCCAAGAAAAGCUUCUUCGUCUUCAAUGGCUUCCUUCUUCAUUCUCUCUCUCCUCUUCCUCCUCAACUUCUCCACUACUGUAACUUCCGCCAUUGAAAUCAACUUCACCACCUUCAACAUCGCCCCAACCCCAUCACCGUCUCCACCAUCAUCACCACCGCCUCUUCCGUCGCUCUCAGUCAUAGCACGACCACCGCCGGCGCAAGUCCAAGAAACACCGCAACAACUGCAAUUCAACUCGAUCAUCGACUCAAUCGUCGGAGCUGGAGAUUUCAGCAACUGGGCUAAACUUCUUUCUCAAGCUGACCCCUCCAUUUUCCCUCUCACAGCCACCCUCUUCAUCCCAGAAGACGGCGCUUUUCUUGCCGGAAACUCAACUUCUCCGGCCUCUUCCUUCAACCCUCUUCUCUUUUAUUACCACAUUGUUCCCCGUCGCUUUACAUUCACCGAGCUCCGGCAGUUCCCGAAUGGAGCUCGCCUUCCAACUCUUCUCCCCGGAAAAACCAUCCUCAUUACCAACAAUUCCGCCGGCAAUUUCUCCGUCAAUGGUGCGCUACUUACUCAUCCCGAUCUCUUUCAGAGCUCUGUCGUUUCUGUUCACGGUAUUGGGACUGUUCUUGACUAUAAUACUUCCGGGGAUGAUUUUUCCUCGCCGGAAAAUUUUCUGGGUCGAAACCCCUCGCCGGAAAAUAUGCUCGGAGGAGUCCCGUCGCCUCCGUUGCCGGAGUUCGAACAGGACAGAAGAGGACCGGUGGUUGGGUCACCGAAGAACGUGGCGAGCUCGGCUGCCAGGAACCUACAGAAGCUUAUUUCUGAGUUGUUGGAUAAUAUGUAG
Molecule: messenger RNA, 2302 nt
Organism: Chenopodium quinoa (quinoa)
Lineage: Eukaryota; Viridiplantae; Streptophyta; Magnoliopsida; Caryophyllales; Amaranthaceae
Product: FAS1 domain-containing protein SELMODRAFT_448915-like
Exons: 2
Coding region: 1493-2302 (269 amino acids)
Source: RefSeq, a predicted model, not a curated record